Molecule: messenger RNA, 2310 nt
Organism: Prorocentrum cordatum
Lineage: Eukaryota; Dinophyceae; Prorocentrales; Prorocentraceae
Source: the annotation of a GenBank genome assembly
AGCCAUCUUGGCCCGAGGGAGGGCCGCGGAGCGGCCCGGACCUAUGCGCCCCUGCGUCCCUUCCGCGCGCCCCUCGUCUCGCGGCAGCACGAUGGCUGCAGGGGGGGAGGGGGGAGCCUCGUCCGGCGCCUCCGCCGUGCCACUGCCAAUUUGCCGAGCGGGGCCCAUGGCCGGCGUCGGGGACAAAGGGCCCCACGGCGAGGCGGCCGACACGAGCUCGACGCUCCUGGCCCACGAGGCCUCGGAAUUCGCGGACCAGUGCAGCCCCUGCUGGGAGAGGCGCCGCCGGGGCGGCCCUGGGCGCGGCAGCGCGCCGGGCCCCGCCAGCAGGGGCUUGGCCGCUGGCAGGCUUUUCGUGGCGCUGGCUCCCGCGGCUGUACUGCUGGUGCUGGUGGUCGCGUUCCAGCCUGAGGCCACCCGCCGCAGAGUGCCAGCACACCAGGGCGGCGGCGGCGGCGCGGAUGACCCCCCCGACGCUCCGUCGGCAUCGGCGCCCGCGAGCUUCCUGGAGGCCUUCGACGGUCACGACGCCUGCGAUGUCAGCUUCGCGGACCAGGACCCGCGGGCGGAGUGCUUCUGCCAGGUGGCCCGCAACCCGGGGUGCAGCGGGAGGCGAUGCAGCUGCACCGUGGCCUGCCCCUCCGACGAGGCGUCUGUCCGGCGGCACCCGAACUCCGUCAGCUUCGUCGGCGAGAAGACUGCGGCCGGCUGCUCGGGCAAGGCCACCUCGAUCGUCACGGUCUCCAAGUCCUACCUCACGAACCUGGAGGACCUCAAGAACACGUGCCCAGGCAGGAUGACGGACCUCAUCGCCGAGAUGUUGCGGGGUGGUUUCCAGGUCUACCAGCAAGCCGUUGGUCCAGGCGCCGUGCGCCACUGCAUCAAGGGCGACAGCACGCCCGGCACGCCCUGGCUGCACGUCGUCACGUUCUGCGCCGAGGGGGAGAUCGACCGAAUGCCCUCCGCCGGCCGCUUCAACUGGUGCGCCACCAUGACCCACGAGAGCCAGGCGCAGUGGGCCGCCACGCUGGCCACGGUGUGGGCCGGCGGCCAGUACAGCGUGCCGGCGCCGCUGCCCGACAGCAGGCCCGACGUGCUCCCAGUGGCUGCCAGCGGUGCGGGAGGUCUGGGCUCGUGCAGGGAGAUCGGGUGCGGCAACCACCGGCCGAGGCCGGAGUGCUCCUGCAACCCCGCCUGCCAGCAGUACGGGGACUGCUGCAGCGACUACGCGGCCACCUGCGAGGCCGCCAGCAACGCGGGCGAGGGCUCCCAAUGCUACUUCCAGUACCGGGACGGCGGCUACAACGAACUGUGCUUCUGCCACUCGCUGGGAACCCAGGCUGCGCCAGCGAGAAGUGCGCCUGCGACCAGGGCUGCGGCAGUGACUCCCUCCUCGGAAGCGGCGAUCACAGCGUCACCUUCAACAACCACCACGAGGCCAAGGGCUGCUUGGGCCCGGCCGUCGCGCUGCUGACGAUCCCAAAGUCGUUCUACAGAAACAUCCAGUCUCUGAAGGCUAAGUGCAGUCAGGGUAUGGUCUCCUUGCUGGCCUCUAUGCUGAAGUCGUCGUUCGAGACGUACCAGACCAAGGUGGCGCAGGGCGCGGUCUCGCAGUGCAUCCACGCGGCUCACUCGGUCAGCGUGGGCUGGCUGCACAUCCACACUUUCUGCCCUGGUGGAGGCAUCGACAACUUGCCUGGCUCGUCGGACGUGGGCUGGUGCGGCACGAUGUACACCUCCUCGGACGCCCAGCCGCUUGCUGAGGCGAUGGUUGCCUGGGCCCACCGGUAGGAUCCAGGGGGGGAGCCCUGCUGCUAAUCGGCGCCCACCCCUGACGAUCCUCCUCCCCGACCUUCCUCCUCGACCCUCCUCCCUCCCCCGCUCUGACGCCGACCAGGGCUCCUGCAGGCGCCGUCCGGUAGUGAGCACGCCGGCCGUUACCCAGUCGAGGGGACGGAACAUGAGGGAGGGUGAGAUGGAGAUGGAGAUCAGUCGCGAUGACGCUUCGGAGUGUCUUUUUUGUCUUCCAUGCCCCCUCGGAGAUCCCGCCUUCUUUUCCUUGGCGAUCAUUUGCAUGCUGGUGCCGAGUGUUUGCACUCAAGUUCUCCUCCUUCCCCUUCUCCCCUCGACCCCUUUUCUCCUCUCUCCCUUAACCCUCCACCAUGUGCUGCCCUGCUGCUCGGCGUUGACUUGCCCGCAAUGCACCGGGCGCCAAGCGUCCAGGUGCGAAUAUAGGUGCAAAUCACGACUCCCACACAUGUCACAUGUGCUAAUGACUCUGUCGCUGCGGUGCCCCGGGAUGUUAUAAAA